GCUGCGCCGGCUCGGGCAGGACGGAGCCAUGCUGGGGGCGCUGCGGCUGCCGCGGGCCGGCCUGGCCCCGACCCUCCUGCGGCUGCGGCGCAGGCACACACAGCGUCUGCUGCCCUGCUGCAGGCUGUGCUCUGCCUCGGCCCUUCCCAACGAGAGGAUCCGCAACAUCGGCAUCUCGGCGCACAUCGACUCGGGCAAGACGACGCUGACCGAGAGGAUCCUCUUCUACACGGGCAGGAUAGCACAGAUGCAUGAGGUGAAAGGGAAGGACGGGGUUGGAGCUGUGAUGGACUCCAUGGAGCUGGAGCGCCAGCGAGGAAUCACCAUUCAGUCUGCUGCCACCUACACCAUGUGGAAGGACACCAACAUCAACAUCAUAGACACCCCAGGCCAUGUGGACUUCACCAUCGAAGUGGAGCGAUCGCUGAGGGUCCUGGAUGGAGCUGUCCUGGUGCUGUGUGCUGUGGGAGGGGUCCAGUGCCAGACAAUCACUGUCAACAGGCAGAUGACACGUUACAACGUGCCCUUCCUCACCUUCAUCAACAAGCUGGACAGGCAGGGCUCCAGCCCAGCCAGGGCAGUGCAGCAGCUCAGGUCCAAGCUGAAGCACAAUGCAGCUUUUGUUCAGAUUCCAAUCGGGCUGGAGAGCAACUUCCAAGGAGUCAUAGACCUGGUGGAGGAGAGAGCAGUGUACUUCGAUGGGGCACUGGGGCAGAGCCUGCGCUAUGCCGAGGUCCCCGCGGAGCUGCGGGCGGAGGCUGCGGAGCGGCGCCGGGAGCUGAUCGAGUGCGUGGCCAACGCUGACGAGCAGCUCGGGGAGAUGUUUCUGGAAGAGAAGAUUCCUACAGCUGCUGAGCUGAAGCUUGCCAUCAGAAGAGCAACACUGAAGAAAUCUUUCACCCCAGUGCUGGUGGGAAGUGCUUUAAAGAACAAAGGAGUGCAGCCACUGCUGGAUGCUGUCCUGGAGUAUCUCCCCAAUCCUUCUGAGGUUGAGAACUAUGCUACACUGAACCAGGGGGAUUCUCAGGAUGGCACCAGGUUCCUCCUGAACUCUGCUCGAGAUGGUUCCCAGCCCUUCAUAGGCUUGGCUUUUAAGCUGGAGGCUGGUCGCUUUGGGCAGCUGACCUACAUCAGGGUGUACCAGGGCAUGCUGAAGAAGUCAGACUACAUCUACAACACCAGGACCGGCAAGAGGGUGCGCGUCCAGCGCCUGGUGCGGAUGCACUCCGACACCAUGGAGGAUGUAAAUGAAGUCUAUGCAGGAGACAUCUGUGCCCUCUUUGGGAUCGACUGUGCCAGUGGGGACACCUUCACUGACAAAACAAGUACAGACAUCUCCAUGGAAUCAAUCCACAUCCCUGACUCUGUCAUCUCAGUGGCCAUGAAGCCUUCCAACAAGAACGACUUUGAUAAGUUCUCCAAGGGCCUGAGCCGCUUCACCAGGGAAGAUCCCACCUUCAGGACCCACUUUGACAACGAGAGCAAGGAGACCAUUGUGUCAGGCAUGGGGGAGCUGCACCUGGAGAUCUAUGCCCAGCGCAUGGAGCGAGAAUACAGCUGCCCCUGCACCAUGGGGAAGCCAAAGGUGGCCUUCAGGGAGAGCAUCUCCUCACCUGUCCCGUUUGAGUUCACACACAAGAAGCAGACAGGUGGAGCAGGGCAGUACGGCAAAGUCAUCGGUGUCCUUGAGCCCCUGGAUCCGCAGGACUACACCAAGCUGGAGUUUGAAGACAGAACCAUUGGCACCAACGUUCCCAAGCAGUUUGUGCCUGCUGUUGAGAAGGGGUUCCGAGAUGCCUGUGAGAAGGGGCAGGUGUCAGGGCACAGGAUCUCCGGCGUGCGCUUCGUCCUGGAAGAUGGAGCUCACCACAUGGUGGACUCCAAUGAGAUUGCCUUCAUCAGGGCAGGAGAAGGAGCCCUGAAGCAAGCCAUGGAGAGCGCGGCCGUGCGCAUCCUGGAGCCGGUGAUGGCGGUGGAGGUGAUGGCGCCCAUCGAGUUCCAGGGCGCGGUGAUCGCGGGAGUCAACCGGCGGCACGGAGUCAUCACCGGGCAGGACGGCACCGGAGACUACUUCACUCUCUACGCCGAGGUGCCACUCAACGACAUGUUUGGCUAUGCCACUGAGCUGAGGUCUUGCACAGAGGGGAAGGGAGAGUACACGAUGGAGUACUGCAGAUACCAACCCUGCUCCCCCAGCGUGCAGGAGGAAAUCAUCAACAAACACCUGGAAGCCACAGGGAGGCUCCCUGCCAAGAAGGGCAAAGCCAAGAGCUGAUGCUGAGCCUCCUGCUGACUUUGUUCCUCUGGAGCACACUUGAGACCCUCUCCUGCCCUCGAGGAGAAGCAGCUCUGGAGCCUGUGAAGUGCUGCUCGUGAGAGAGCUUUGCUGGACAGAUACUGAAGAGCAGCCUGGAGAGGGCAGCUUCCACCUUCCCCUGCACCUCUCGAGGUGUGGCUGCUCCAGCUGAGGUUGGCUUUUCACUGUCAGGGCUUUGGUUGCUCUCCACCCCCAAAAUAAAAGUAAGUAAUCAUUACA
Messenger RNA from Pogoniulus pusillus (Red-fronted tinkerbird), 2536 nucleotides. RefSeq names its product G elongation factor mitochondrial 1 (gene GFM1). Bases 29 to 2275 code for a protein of 748 amino acids. Gene Ontology annotation, biological process: mitochondrial translational elongation. Gene Ontology annotation, cellular component: mitochondrion. Lineage: Eukaryota; Metazoa; Chordata; Aves; Piciformes; Lybiidae. Gene Ontology annotation, molecular function: GTP binding; GTPase activity; translation elongation factor activity. The transcript has 18 exons. The record is from RefSeq and is a predicted model, not a curated record.